AUAAUUAUAAGACGGGCACGAUGGUCUUCUUUGGGAUCAUAGGAUUUUGCUUUUUGCUCUAUCAUCUCGUCUACCUAGUCGUCGUUAGAUUUUUGGACUGCGACAUUAAAUUAUUUUUCUAUGAUAAAUUUGGAAAUUCCGUAGAUACGCUAUGCGGCAAAGUCGUGUGGAUAACCGGGGCUUCCAGUGGUAUUGGAGAACACUUGGCAUACACGCUGGCCAAAGGAGGCUGUAAGAUUAUUCUGUCAGCGAGGAGAGAGGUCGAGUUGGACAAAGUCAAGAGCAACUGUUUAACCGCAAAUCCAAACUUGCAGGAUCACGAUGUGCAGGUGUUGGUUUUCGAUGUACGAUCCAUUGGGUCUCAUGAGAGGAUCUUUGAUAACGCAAUGUCUAUUUUUGGUAGACUCGACAUACUUGUCAACAAUGCGGGGAGAAGUCAACGAGCCGUCUGGGAAGACAUUGAUAUUGCAGUGGAUAAAGAGGCAUUUGAUUUGAAUACAUUUUCCGUUGUAUCUCUGAGCAGACUUGCAAUCAAACAGUUCAAUCGUCAGGGUAGCGGACAUGUGGCCGUGACCUCGAGUUUGGCUGGUAUAUUGGGUGUACCGUUUUCUGCAUCGUACACAGGAUCAAAACACGCUAUUCAUGGAUAUUUCGACUGUUUGAGGAUGGAGAAAAUGAAUCAGAAUAUAGCUGUGACUCUUGUGUGCCCCGGACCUAUACAAACUGACUUUUUAGCUGAAAGCUUUACCGAAAAUGUUGGAGAAAAAUAUGGAAAACAGACUGAAAUUGCUUCAAAUAAGCUAUCUGCAGCUCGUUGCGCCAAAUUGUUUGGUUCAGCUCUGGCAAAUCGUCUAGAUGAAGUAUGGAUUGGUCAUGCCACCAGUCUUCAACUAACAUAUGCAGUCAAAUAUUACCCCAACUUGAGUUCGUUCUUCAUGCCAUUCGUGGGAGCAAGUGUCAUACAGAAAAUAAGGGAUUCCAAAGUCACAGUAACCGUACAAGAGUAAUUAAAUCAACUCAUUAUGCCAAAAUACAUGUCACACCCAUUUAAUGAAUUAAAUCUCAGCCAUAUUUACAUUGUGAUAAAAUGAGCAUGGUACAAAAAAAAAAAGAAACCUGUACAGACUAAUAGUUGUGUUU
Molecule: messenger RNA, 1140 nt
Organism: Copidosoma floridanum
Lineage: Eukaryota; Metazoa; Arthropoda; Insecta; Hymenoptera; Encyrtidae
Product: dehydrogenase/reductase SDR family member 7
Molecular function (GO): oxidoreductase activity
Source: RefSeq, a predicted model, not a curated record